This is a messenger RNA of Drosophila hydei, 1358 nucleotides long. Its product is annotated as lipase 3. The record is from RefSeq and is a predicted model, not a curated record. The coding region runs from base 58 to 1284 and encodes 408 amino acids. Gene Ontology annotation, biological process: lipid metabolic process. Lineage: Eukaryota; Metazoa; Arthropoda; Insecta; Diptera; Drosophilidae. The transcript is spliced from 3 exons. Gene Ontology annotation, molecular function: hydrolase activity, acting on ester bonds.
GGUUUGGCGUUUACUUUGUGGCUGACCAAACGUGAAGUACCACAAAAGGGACUCGAAAUGCUGAAGCAAACGCUGCUCGUCCUGGCUCUGUCCGCUCUGAGUGCCGCUGUGCUGGCAGCCGACUAUGAUCCUUACAUCGAUAUACCCUUCAAGAGAAUCAAGACUUCGGCUGAACGCAUCGAAUCGCAUGGCUAUCCGGCCGAAACGCACGAGGUGGUAACUGAGGACGGCUAUGUGCUGAACAUGUUCCGCAUACCGUAUUCACCGAAGCUGGCGAAUGGGAACGUACAGCGUCCGGCCGUGCUCAUACAGCACGGUUUGUUCAGCUGCUCCGAUUGUUUCCUGCUCAAUGGGCCGGACAAUGCUUUGGCCUACAACUAUGCGGAUGCGGGCUACGACGUUUGGCUGGGCAAUGCCCGUGGCAAUAUUUACUCACGCAACAACACCAGAUUAAGCACGAACCAUCCAUAUUUCUGGGCAUUCAGCUGGCACGAAAUCGGAGCUUACGAUCUGCCCGCCAUGAUAGAUCACAUCCUCGAGACAACCGGCGAGCAGGCUGUCCACUAUGUGGGUCACUCCCAAGGCUGCACCACCUUCUUUGUGAUGGGCGCCUGGCGACCCGAAUACAAUGCGAAGAUUAAGUCAGCUCACAUGCUGGCACCGCCCAUCUUCAUGGGCAACACGACUACUGGCAUGAUUUUAGCCACGGCUAAAUAUAUCGGCUCCCCUGGGCUGGGCGCCGAGUUGCUGCAGAACCAAGUCUUCCUACCCAUGAACCCGGUCAUUCAACGCAUUUUGGAUACGGCCUGCAGCAACGACCCCUACUUCCUGAGCUACUGCAAAACUCUGGCUCUGCUGUGGGCUGAUGGCGUGGGCAAUCUGAAUGUGACCCUUCUCCCACAAGUCGCUGAGACCCAUCCGGCUGGCAUUUCGACCAAUCAGGGCAUCCACUUCAUACAAUCCUAUGUGUCGAACGAAUUCCGUCGCUACGACUGGGGUCCAGCCAAGAACAAGGCUGUCUAUGGUACCGAGGUACCUCCCUCUUAUGACAUAACCAAGAUCACAUCGAAAGUUCAUCUGUAUGUGGGCCUGGCUGAUGAGUCGGCCAAUGUCAAGGAUGUUGCGCGGUUGCCCGAGCUGUUGCCCAACCUGGAGGAGCUGUACGAGAUACCCGAUGAGACGUGGGGACACUUGGACUUCAUAUUCGCCAGGCAGGUGAAAGAGGUGAUCAACGAUAAGGUGAUUGCCUCUAGCAAGGCCUACGAUCAGCUCUACAGCAACUAAACCUACGCAGUUGCCUAAUCUAAUCGCAAAUAGCUUGUGGACAAUGUUUCCAAAUAAACUUUACGCCAAAACGA